GGUGCCUCUGAGCAGCUCUCUGAAGAUCAACCGCCUGCCGGUCACAUUCCUUUCCCGGAGGCUGUUUGCUCUGGUUGUGCUAAGGGGUGAUGCCUUAGACGCAUCACUUUUCAAGAACUGGAUCAUGAACAACUUCAUCCUCCUGGAAGAGCAGCUAAUCAAGAAAUCCCAACAAAAGAGAAGGACUUCUCCCUCUAAUUUUAAAGUCCGAUUCUUUGUUUUAACCAAAAGCAGCCUGGCAUACUUUGAGGAUCGUCACGGGAAAAAGCGUACAUUGAAGGGCUCCAUUGAACUCUCCCGAAUCAAAUGUGUUGAGAUUGUGAAAAGUGACAUUAGCAUCCCAUGCCACUAUAAGUACCCAUUUCAGGUUGUGCACGACAACUACCUGCUGUAUGUGUUUGCACCAGACCGCGAGAGCCGGCAGCGCUGGGUGCUGGCCCUGAAAGAAGAAACGAGGAACAAUAACAGUUUGGUGUCCAAGUAUCAUCCUAAUUUCUGGAUGGAUGGGAGGUGGAGGUGCUGUUCUCAGCUGGAGAAACUUGCAGCAGGCUGCGCUCAGUAUGAUCCAACCAAGAAUGCUUCAAAGAAGCCUCUUCCUCCUACUCCUGAAGAUAACAGGGUGAGUGAAGAGUCCAAGUUCCAGGAACCUGAAGAAACCCUGGUCAUUGCCCUGUAUGACUACCAAACCAACGAUCCCCAGGAACUCGCCCUGCAGCGCAAUGAAGAGUACUACCUACUGGAUAGUUCUGAGAGUCACUGGUGGAGAGUCCAAGACAGGAAUGGGCAUGAAGGAUAUGUACCAAGCAGUUAUCUGGUGGAAAAAUCUCCUAAUAGCCUGGAAACCUAUGAGUGGUAUAACAAGAGCAUCAGCCGAGACAAAGCUGAAAAACUUCUUUUGGACACAGGCAAAGAAGGAGCCUUCAUGGUCCGAGAUUCCAGGACUCCAGGAACAUACACUGUAUCUGUUUUCACCAAGGCCAUUGUGAGUGAGAACAACCCCUGUAUAAAGCAUUAUCACAUCAAAGAAACAAAUGACAACCCCAAGCGGUACUACGUGGCUGAGAAGUACGUGUUUGAUUCCAUCCCCCUCCUCAUCAACUAUCACCAACACAAUGGAGGAGGCCUAGUUACCCGACUCCGGUAUCCAGUCUGUUCCUGGAGGCAGAAAGCCCCUGUCACAGCAGGGCUGAGAUAUGGGAAAUGGGUGAUCCAUCCCUCGGAGCUCACUUUUGUGCAGGAGAUUGGCAGUGGACAGUUUGGGUUGGUGCAUCUUGGCUACUGGCUCAACAAGGACAAGGUGGCUAUCAAAACCAUUCAGGAAGGGGCAAUGUCAGAAGAGGACUUCAUAGAGGAGGCUGAAGUCAUGAUGAAACUCUCUCACCCCAAACUGGUUCAGCUCUAUGGAGUGUGCCUGGAGCAGGCCCCCAUCUGCCUCGUAUUUGAGUUCAUGGAGCAUGGCUGCCUGUCGGAUUACCUGCGCAGCCAGCGGGGACUCUUUGCAGCAGGAACCCUGCUUGGCAUGUGCCUGGACGUGUGUGAGGGCAUGGCCUACCUGGAAAAGGCGUGUGUCAUCCACAGAGAUUUGGCUGCCCGAAAUUGUUUGGUGGGAGAAAACCAAGUCAUCAAGGUGUCCGACUUUGGAAUGACAAGGUUCGUCCUUGAUGAUCAAUACACCAGUUCCACGGGCACCAAAUUCCCAGUGAAGUGGGCAUCCCCGGAAGUGUUUUCUUUCAGUCGCUACAGCAGCAAGUCAGAUGUGUGGUCAUUUGGUGUGCUGAUGUGGGAAGUCUUCAGUGAAGGCAGAAUCCCAUAUGAAAACCGAAGCAACUCAGAGGUAGUAGAAGACAUCAGUACCGGAUUUCGGUUAUACAAGCCCCGACUGGCCUCCUCCCACAUUUACCAGAUCAUGAAUCUUUGCUGGAAAGAGAGACCAGAAGACCGGCCACCCUUCUCCAGACUCUUCGGUCAGUUGGCUGAAAUCGCAGAAUCAGGACUUUAGUAGAGACUCACUGUCAGGCCGUGAGCUGCAUCUGAUUGAAGGGAGGAUGUCCUCCUUCCAUAGAGCAUUAAAAACUGCCACCAGCCCAGGUCUCCCCAGAGGCAGCUUGGCCUGUAGCACAGGUCCCUGUGAUGAAGACAGCCUCCUGACAGAGACUGGCAGCCAGGCUACAGGCAGGGGGUCAGUCCCCAAACUAAGAGCAGGCCAGCACAGCAGCAAUGUCACUGUGCCUUCUCAAGCCACUUGUCACCUGAAUGCACAGACCUCAAUGACACCUUUCAGUGAGCACUUCUUGCCCGUCUUAGCAAUAGGGAGAGAAGGUGUAGAAGCUCAGAUUCUUUUUUUUAAUAUUAGGCAUGGGUCUAAGUUUAUGGUUCAAAUGACUCUCAUUUGACCCAACAAUACAGUACACCAGUAUAUGGAGGCCCAGGGGAAUAAGAAGCAUGACUCUUUUUCUAAGAAAACUAGUGAGCUGGUUAAGGCCAGGAACCAUGCUCUGUUGCUGUGAUGCUGUCAGCCACAGUUUCCUGCAGUAGAUGAACUCGAGCAGCUGCUCACAACAGAGGCCGGAUGUCCUGAGAAGCAGCUUUAUGAGGUUUCACAGAGCACAUUGCCUCCUCACUGCGUGAAGGAGCUUGGAAGGAUUGGGAUAAACCAUUCAGAUCCCAUGGUUGGGCCAUGGGAUAUCUGAUGUUCGGUCAGGAAUAAGAGGGCAUCUGAUAGGUUUGAAAACAAACAAAAAAGGCAUUAGCACACCAAAGCUCCCAUUUUGCAUCAAGUCAUGCAGGCUACUAUGCCCCCUCUUCUACACAGAGUGCUCAGGAAAUGAUUAUUUCUGAAUCCUCAUCUUUCCAGUCACUGGGAAUCAGUCCUCUCUCUGCACAGUCCUGUCUGCAUCAACAGGGGGCAGCAUUGUGUUGGCCAGUGUGGUCUUGCAAAGAAAUUAAAGCUUCUGUAGGCCCUGGGGUUUAGCAGUUCUCAGUUUGAGACUUCAAGGCUCCCCAAAUUCUAGGACAGGAAUAAGAACUUUGUUCUUGGUCAAACUAUUUAUAUGGAAACUGAGUCAAGCACUGUGGUUCUUCCAAGAUGCACAAGGAUGUCCAACUGUUAACUGAGCACUUAUAUGGCAAAGUAGAUAUACAUUGAGCUACAAGCUCUUCCUGCAGGAUCUUAAUGUGCCCAGAGUUCACAUCAGUUUAAAAAGAUAAUAUUAUUUUCCCCAUUUUACAGAUAAUGGAGCUGAGUCUUUAAAAAGCCAGGAAAUUUACACAAGGUGACAGAAUUGGGAAGUAUAGAGCUGAAUGCUAGCCAAAGUCUGACUCCAUUGCAGAAUAUUUUUUCCUAUUCAACACUGCCUCCUACUGAGAGUGAAAGGGUUUGCAAAGGAGAUCAAUAAAACAGGGGAAACCCAUAGAUUACCCUUAAAGGAAUCAAUACAGCACCUAUGAGGAAUGCUGCUUAUGCAGACGCCACUUGGUGGACCAUAUGGAGCUCCAACUUGGAACAGGAUCUUCUCUUUCCUCUUCUUGAUCGUUGUGACUUUGGAGUUACUCAGUUAAUUAACCCUUUAAUUCUCCCCACCCACCCAAGUCUCAUUGCAUGAAGCUAUUUAUAGAUGAGCUUCAAAGCUGAUCCUACUGCAGAAGGAUAAAUACUUCCCCUAAUUAUCAGUUUAACUUUGAGCUGUAGUCUUCUUGGACACUUUGUGGGGAGGUGUAUUCCCUGAUAUAAAACAAACUUGAUUUUUCUACAAUGUUCAGCUAAAGCUCUUAGAGAAAUUAUCAGAUAGUGUUGCAAUCAGCUCUUCCAAAUUGCAGUGUUUUGGCUGACUUGAUUUAGAUGCAUAACUUUUAACCAUAAUUAUUGUGAAACAGAGCCUCAAGAUAAAAUUCUAUCAUUCAGAAGAUGAUCGUACUCAACUUAUCCACAAUCGUCCCUGUUUACUCUUUAGCAUUUUGUGCAUUCUCUUUGGAACCCUUAAUUAGAGAUGAUUUCUGGGACAGUCAGCCCCAAAGGAAACAUCAGAAUUGACUGAUCUCUGUGGUUUGGCUUAGAAAAUUUUCCUCUGCAUGGUAUUAUCUUUUUUAAGCUCAGAGACAUUGGGGCUUUAACUGAACACGUGUACAUCGCUCACCUCCCAGAGUCCUGUAUCGCAACAAGGGCUUCUUGCCUAAUGAUUUUCCCUCUCAAAUACUGAAAAUGGUGCCCUGCAUUUACAGAGAAUUCCCUUAUACAAGGUCUUUGAUUCUAGUUGCAUUGUGUAGAUUUUGAGUCUAUGUAUCUUUUUAGACUACAUAUUUAUACUUAAUCAGAUGACUAUUUAUUAGUGUACAGUCACCGCUAGUGUUCAAAAUAAAAAUGUCACAAAUAUCCCUUACCCUUUGUAGAGCACACAAAGUUGCAUAUGGCAAAUAAAACUGUUUUAAUAAAUGUAUCAUUCAUGGCUUAAGUUCUGCAUUUAUCCAAAUGGUAAACUCCCAAAAUUUUCCAUAAGUAAAAAUGGUUGCCUGGUUUCAUCUUCCCCAAACAAGUGCAUCAUCCACAACAUUCCUUAAGCACAUGAAUCUCCAGUGCUUCCAACGUGUCAUUCACUGGGCACAGUACACAUCCUUAUAGAAACAAAGAAUUUUGGCAGUCUUUACUUUCAAGAAACUCUGAGUCUGGUAUGGAAGGCAGACAGCAGAUAUACAUAGACAAAAUUACAGUACAGCAAUUAGAGCAGCAAUGGAAAUAUGGUCAAAGAAGAGAAGAAUCCAGAAAAAAAUUUCCAGGUAAAGGAAAUAGAAUAUUUGGGAAGCUCUUAUCAGUUUGAUGUUACUAGUAUAUAAAUGUGUGUGUAUGUAUGAGUGUACACUCUGAAAGGGUGGGUAAAUUGAAACUGAGAAUAUAAAUCUAGGCCUACUUCAAAAGCCCAAGAAGACAGACUUUUACACUGUAGGUAGAAAUAUCAUUAGGCAGGAGGGGAAGGUUUGUUUUUAAAAAAUACCUCCUGGCUGCUGCGUGAUGAGUAAACUUGUUAUAGGCAAAGCUGGUGGAAGAGAAAUCAGCUUGGGGAUGAUUUUUCUCUUGUUCACAGUACCAGAUUAUUGUUCAUACUCACUGUCAUCUGCUGUGUGGGUGACAUGUGGAAAUGUAUAAUUCAGAAUUCUUCAGUCAUUGCUGGACAGCAAUAAAUAGCUAUUC
This is a messenger RNA of Sciurus carolinensis (gray squirrel), 5182 nucleotides long. RefSeq names its product IL2 inducible T cell kinase (gene Itk). Gene Ontology annotation, biological process: NK T cell differentiation; adaptive immune response; B cell receptor signaling pathway. Lineage: Eukaryota; Metazoa; Chordata; Mammalia; Rodentia; Sciuridae. Gene Ontology annotation, molecular function: protein binding; non-membrane spanning protein tyrosine kinase activity; ATP binding. Bases 125 to 1999 code for a protein of 624 amino acids. The transcript is spliced from 17 exons. The record is from RefSeq and is a predicted model, not a curated record.